Schistocerca piceifrons (Central American locust) is the source of this 3702-nucleotide messenger RNA. RefSeq names its product ATP-dependent translocase ABCB1-like. The coding region runs from base 1 to 3702 and encodes 1233 amino acids. NCBI's taxonomy places the organism in Eukaryota, Metazoa, Arthropoda, Insecta, Orthoptera, Acrididae. Gene Ontology annotation, biological process: transmembrane transport. The record is from RefSeq and is a predicted model, not a curated record. The transcript is spliced from 23 exons. Gene Ontology annotation, cellular component: membrane. Gene Ontology annotation, molecular function: ABC-type transporter activity; ATP hydrolysis activity; ATP binding.
AUGAAGUCUGGUUACUACCGGUUCUCCACUGGCUGGGAGAAGGUGAUCCUGAUGAUCGGGCUGCUCGGGGCUGCGGGAACGGGCGCCUGCCAGCCGCUGAACGUGCUCUUCUUCGGCGACCUGACCGGCAUCAUGGUGGACUUCGUGGCUACCGCGAACACGGGCACCAACGCCGAUGAAUUAAAAAAAAAUAUCACCCAGAAGUUCCUCGACGGCAUUCAGACCUUCGCUAUCAACAACAGCAUUGUCGGCGCCGCCACUUUUAUAAGCACAUACAUCUCUCUCGCCUGCUUCAACUACGUAGCUUAUACACAGAUUCACCGGAUCCGAAAUCUCUACUUGAAGUCUGCGCUGCGUCAGGACAUUGGAUGGUACGACGUGCACCAGUCAGGAGAGUUCGCGAGUCGCAUGUCAGAGGACAUGACGAAGCUGGAGGACGGGGUGGGCGAGAAGGUGCCCAUGUUCGUGUCGAUGGUGGUCUCGUUUGGGGGCAGCGUGGGGCUGGCGCUGGGUCGCGGUUGGGAGCUGGCGCUCGUCUGCCUCGUAUCGCUGCCCGUCACCCUGAUCGUCGUCGGCAUCGUCGGGUUCGCGGCCUCGCGCCUCGCCAAGCGUGAGAUGACCGAGUACGCCAAGGCGGGCACCAUUGCCGAGGAGGUGCUCAGCUCCAUCAGGACUGUCAUCGCUUUCGGCGGUCGGGAGAAGGAGGUGGAGAGGUACGAGAAGAAUCUUCUGUCAGCCAAAAACCUGAACGUGAAACGGAAUUUAUUAACUGGGCUCGCGUUCGGCAUCCUUUGGUUCUUUAUCUACGCUAGCUACGCCCUGGCUUUCUGGUACGGUGUAACUCUUAUCAUCAGGGAUAUGGACAAAACGGAGGGCCAGAUCUAUGAUGCUGCAACCAUGAUCACAGUAUUCAUGGGCGUGAUGACAGGCUCGAUGUCGUUAGGGAUGGCUUCGCCAUUCAUCGAGGCCUUCUCUAUAGCCAGAGGUGCGGCCGCUAAGGUAUACUCCGUUAUCGACCGCGAGUCUCUCAUUGACAGCAUGUCCGAAGAAGGCAAGCGACCGGAGAAAAUAGAAGGCUCCAUCAACUUCAGGAAUGUCCACUUCGAGUACCCAUCCCGCAAGGGUGUGAAGAUUUUGAAAGGGCUGAACCUUAGCAUCAAAGGCGGUGAGACGGUUGCUCUGGUCGGUAGUUCAGGCUGUGGAAAGUCUACUUGCAUACAACUUAUACAACGAUUCUACGACCCUCUAGACGGAGCGGUAGAACUUGACGGCCACGACAUCCGGAGCCUCAACGUGGGAUGGCUGCGCUCGCAGAUCGGGGUGGUGGGGCAGGAGCCGGUGCUCUUCCAGACCACGGUCGAGGAGAACAUCCGCUACGGCCGGGAUGGCUGCACCAAGGAAGACAUCGUAAAUGCCGCCAAGAUGGCCAACGCUCACGCUUUCAUCUCCAAGCUGCCGCAGGGCUACGACACGCUGGUGGGCGAGCGCGGCGCGCAGCUGUCUGGCGGCCAGAAGCAGCGCAUCGCCAUCGCGCGCGCCCUCGUGCGCCGGCCCAGGAUCCUGCUGCUGGACGAGGCCACCUCUGCGCUGGACACCAGCAGCGAGGCCAAGGUGCAGGCCGCGCUCGACAGGGCGAGCGUGGGCCAGACGACGAUCAUCGUGGCUCACCGGCUGUCAACGAUCCGCAACGCAGACAAGAUAGUUGUGAUCCACGAUGGCCGGGUGGUGGAGCAAGGCUCUCACGAUGUGCUGAUGGAGCAUCGUGGCCACUAUUUCGACCUCGUCACCACUCAGAUUUCGGGCUCCGAGGAUCCUACUUCUCCAGGCGAAGAAGGAGGUGAUUCAUUGGACCUUUUACGUUAUAUGCGUAAAGUAACCAUCGACGACGACGAAGAACUGACGGAGGGCCAGCGGCUCAUGGCGGAGCACUACCAGGAGGGCACCGUCAAGGCGGCCAGCAUCCUCAAGAUCCUGCGCGUCAACCGGCCAGAGUGGCUGCUGCUCGUCAUCGCGACGGUCGCCUCCGUCGUCAGCGGCUUCGCCAUGCCGCUCUUCUCCGUGCUCUUCGGUGAUCUCAUUGGGACUCUUGGACAAGACGACCCUGACAAGAUUCGCGCGGAUACAGACUACUUCUCGCUGCUCUUCGUCAUCGUCGGCGUCGUCAUGGGCUUCAUGACGUUCAUCCAGACGUACCUGUACGGAAUCGCCGGCGAGAAACUGACGAUGCGCUUCCGAGGCCUGAUGUUCUCUGCGAUGCUGCGCCAGGAGGUGGCCUACUUCGAUGACAAAAACAACAGUACAGGGGCGCUGUGCGCACGCCUCUCUGGAGAUGCUGCCAACAUACAGGGGGCGACGGGCCAGCGGAUUGGCACCAUCACGCAGUCGCUGGGCACGCUGGUGUUGUCGGUGGCGCUGGCCAUGUACUACGAGUGGCGGCUGGGCCUGCUCGUGCUGGCCUUCGUGCCGCCGCUGUUCGGCGCCUUCUACGUGCAGGGCAAGCUGCAGCGCGGGGAGCUGCUCGGCACCGCGGGCGCCAUGGAGAAGGCCACCAAGGUGGCGGUGGAGUCCGUGACCAACAUCCGCACCGUGCUGGGCCUGUGCCGGGAGCGCCAGUUCCACGCGCAGUACCUGCUGGAGCUGCAGCCCGCACUGCAGGUGUCGAAGCGCAACGUGCACCUGCGGGCGAUCACGUACGCGCUGGCUCGCAGCAUCGGUUUCUUCGCGUACGCCGGCGCCAUGGCCUUCGGCGGCUCGUUGGUCGCCAGUGAGGGGCUGCCCUACGAAAAGGUCUUCAAGGUGUCGCAAGCUCUCAUCAUGGGAACGGCGAUGGUGGCGAAUAUACUUUCAUUCGCCCCCAAUUUCCAGAAGGGAAUAGAAGCGGCGUCUAAUGCCUUCUACCUGCUGGAGAGGCAACCUAGAAUCGAUGACGCCCCUGACGCAAAAGACGAAAAGUGGAGUGAGGGCGAGGUGCAGUACUCUAACGUGCAGUUUGCGUACCCGACGCGCGUGGGCAGCCUGGUGCUGCGCGGCCUGGACCUCGAGAUCCGGCCCGGACAGACGGUCGCACUGGUGGGGCCUUCCGGCUGCGGGAAGUCCACCACCGUGCAGCUGCUGGAGAGGUUCUACGACCCCACCGCCGGCGUCGUGUCUGUGGACGGCCGAAACGUGUCCAAGGUAAAAAUGGCGAACCUGCGGGAUCAGAUGGGCAUCGUCUCGCAGGAGCCGGUGCUGUUCGAUAGGACCAUCGCGGAGAACAUCGCAUAUGGCGACAACGAGAGGCAUGUUCCCAUGGCCGAGAUCAUCGAAGCUGCCAAGAAGUCCAAUAUACACAACUUCAUCUCCUCUCUGCCGCAGGGCUACGAAACCCGCAUGGGGGAGAAGGGCACGCAGCUGUCCGGAGGGCAGAAGCAGCGCGUGGCCAUCGCGAGGGCGCUCGUCCGCAACCCGCGGAUCCUGCUGCUCGACGAGGCCACUUCGGCGCUCGAUGCUGAGAGCGAGAAGGUGGUGCAAGAGGCGCUGGACAAGGCGAAGGAAGGGCGCACCUGCAUCACGAUUGCGCACCGGCUGACGACCAUCCAGGAUGCUGACGUCAUCUGCGUCAUCAAUGAAGGCCGCGUGGCUGAGUUGGGAAAGCACUCGGAGCUGCUACAGCGGCGAGGCAUCUACCACAAACUGCACAGCCUCCAAGGAGGGCGGCGGUAG